UUCCCGGCAGCCUUGCGGGUCCCCCCUCCCUUUCUCGCGCCUUCCCUCUUGUCUCACCUCAAGUUGCUAUCGGUGUUGUUUUUGAAGCUAUGAUGGCGGCAGCGGGAUGCGGAUCAGCAACCGCGGCUGCCAUAGGAGGCCAAGUUGGUACUGCUGCACCCCGAGGUCGCUUCCCUGGUCGGCCUUGGUCGUCUCGCAGCCGCUUGCGUUCUGAGAAGCGAUGGCAACUUGACCGAUCAGGAGCAGAAGCUGACGAUGUGACUAAUGCUGGAGGCCCAAGGCCCACAAGCCUGGUUCUCUCGUUAAACGAGGACCAGUCUCACUUGCGCUUACUUGGGAUAGAGUCGAACCACAAGAGCUUAGCGGAGGCUGGGUACAGCUCAAGUGGGAGCGAAGAGGUGAGAGCCCAAAUCGCUGCUGGAGGAGAUGAUUUCACAGGAUUUGAAUCUGAUCGUAAAGGAUAUAAAGGCCCCAUACGGUCCAGACAUAAUCCCUCCAAAAGUGAUCCUGUCCAAACAAAAUCAAAAAGGAUACGAGAGAAGCCACCCCUUGUAGUCACCCCAAAGGAGACAGAUGAGCCUCCCACUCCUGAAGAAGAUGCACGAUCUUCACAAGAAAUCCACUGUGCAAUUCCUCCUGAUGCAGUGCCUUCCAAUGAUGGUAGGAAGGGUUCAAAAAACAAGCACUCAAACCCGGUAAAGGAGAGGCGUCCUGCGAAAAACGGGGCAGCUUUAACUCCAAGGAUUACCAUCAAGUUGGUGGCCAAGAAGACGGUGAGAAAGGAAAAGGGAGGACGUAUAAAAUCUGUGGAGAAGCUGAAGGUAAAAGGAUUACAUUUUCAAUCAAAGGCUAAUGACGUCAAAGGUGACCAGAUCUCCAGUGCCCAUGUCAAAUUAAAGACCGAGACACAAGCUGAUGAGGCACAGCAUCUGAAUGGCACUGAGGAUGAGGGAGGCGGAGGAGCCAUACCGGCAAGGAGGCGUGGUAGAUCUGCCUCCAAGAUCACUGAACCCUGUGUUCAAAGUGGGGCCAAAGUUGGGGAGGUUGAUGACCAAAAAUCAGAGGGGGGUAUAAAAUCAACAGGCAAACAGGACAUUGCACUGGAAAGUGGAAAUGCGGCGCCAAAAACAGACAUUAAGAAAUUCAAACGGAAAGAAAGAACCACAGAGGUAAGCACUGAAGUCAAUAAACUGGUGAUCCGGAGAAGAAGUAGAACUACUAAUCCACCCUCCGAAACACAUGAAGGCCUUGUAACAGAAUCAAAAAACCAGAGCAAUGACAAAGUAUGUCUGGCAGAGUCAUUGUUAGAGGUUUCAAGAAUAGAGGAAGCCAAAACACCACCCAGAAAGAGUAGGCGUAAACAAAGCAAGGCACAUCAAGGAGAUAAGAUUGUCACAGAAAUCCAUGUUCCGUUAGCCACAGAACCUGAAAAGCCAAUUAUUGAAUCCAAUGACGGGCUGGCUUUUAAAAAUGAUGAUGACAUAAUCGGGAUUCCAAGUUUUAAGCUGAUUAAAAUCAGAAACCCCAAAUUGGAAGGCUCAUCUCGGACUGACAGUAAGGGCUCCUCUCGUAAGAAGAAACGAAGCAAGUUUGUGUGGACACUUACAUUGGUUAAGGGGAAAAGAAAGGACACCCAAGUGCAGAGCUCUGGAAAUACUGUCAAAGGAACAGCGAAGCAGCGGAAUAAUGCUGAAUUAGACAAAGACUCUCUUUUUGAACCCAGUGUGAUCAAGAAUGUUGAGAACCCUGAAGAGAAAGGGGCCACGAGUUGUACUACAUCCAGAGAUGCUGAGCACACACAUAAUGAGAAGUCUUCCAAGAAGAAGAUUACGGAGACUUUGUCUCUUGAGGAAAAGUCAUCUCUUCAUGUUGAGGUGGGACAGGGAACGCAACCACAUCCAGAGGAGGCCACUCAAACUGACUGUGGUGAUACUGUGGCAAUGGUUGUUCCACCCCUUCAGAUAAAAAAGGUCUCCUCACCCGGUAAACCUAAACGCUCAAAACCAUCAUUCCUGAUCCAUCAAACUACUCCUGCGCCGGAAGAAAAAAGGAUAGUGGUAAUCACAAAAGAUUCAAGUGAAAUUCUGGAGGAAAAAAUGUCUUUAUCAGACACAAAUGCUGUGCCAACUCCCAAAGCAAGGAGGAGAAGACUGGCGAAGAUGUCUACACCACGGAAGAAGCGUGGAAGUCAUAAACCCUGGACAACCCACAAACACAAGCUUCAAACAAGUCCAAAUGUGGAACAUCCAUCUGAUGAACCUGCCAGUGAAGCAGAACCACAGACCAAUGAGGUUUUGAAGACUGAGGUUUCCACAUUGUCUGUUUCAAAACCUAGAAGGAGAAGAAGUUUGAGUGUUUCAGUUAGAAAGAGGCCAGGGAAGACGCAGAUGUUACCUGAACCCACUGAAUCUCCAAACACAGAGUUAGCCCCAUCUGAACCACAGACAGAGGUCUCCACAUUGUCUGUUGUCUCUAAACCUAGGAGAAGAAGUUCUAACCUUUCAAUUAGAAAGAAGUCAAGGAAGACACCAUCUGAAACUGCAAACACAGAGAUGGCCCCAUCUGAACAACAGAAAGAGAUCUCCACAUUGUCUGUCUCUAAAUCUAGGAGUAGAAUAAAUUCUAUCCUUUCAAUUAGAAAGAAGUCAAAUACACCAACAUCAUCUGAAACUCCCAACACCGAGAUGGCCCCAUCUGAACCAGAGACAGAGGUCUCCACAUUGUCUGUUGUCUCUAAACCUAGGAGAAGAACAUCUAGCCUUUCAAUAAGAAAGAAGUCAAAGACGCCAACAUCUGAAACUCCAAACACCGAGACGGCCCGAUCUGAACAGCAUACAGAGGAGAUCUCCACAUUGUCUGUUGUCUCUAAAUCUAGAAGGAGAACUUCUAGCCUUUCAAUUAGAAAGAAGUCAAAGACAACAACAUCAUCUGAAACUCCAAACACCGAGACGGCCCGAUCUGAACCACAGACAGAUGAGGUCUCUACGUUGUCUGUUGUCUCUAAACCUAGAAGAAGAACUUCUAGCCUUUCAAUUAGAAAGAAGUCAAAGACACCAACAUCUGAAACUCCAAACACCGAGACGGCCCGAUCUGAACAGCAGACAGAGGAGAUCUCCACAUUGUCUGUUGUCUCUAAAUCUAGAAGGAGAAGGAAUUCUAGCCUCUCAAUUAGAAAGAAGUCAAAGACGCCAACAUCUGAAACUCCAACCACCGAGACGGCCCCAUCUGAACCACAGACAGAGGAGGUCUCUACGUUGUCUGUUGUCUCUAAACCUAGAAGGAGAAGAAAUUCUAGCCUUUCAAUUAGAAAGAAGUCAAAGACACCAACAUCAUCUGGAACUCCAAACACAGAGACGGCCCGAUCUGAACAGCAGACAGAGGAGAUCUCCACAUUGUCUCUUGUCUCUGAACCUAGGAGAAGAACUUCUAGUCUUUCGAUUAAAAAUAAGUCAAAGACACCAACAUCUGAAACUCCAAACAUAGAAUUAGCCCAAUCUGAACCUGUAACUUUGGCUGACACUCAACCAGAGGUAAAGGUGGAGCCAGAGACUCAGCCAAUAGGGAGUGGAAAGGUGCUGCUUUUGGAGCCCUCUGUUAUUGAAAAGAGAGAACGACGCCGUCAUAGAAGUCUGUUCAAACAUGGCAAAAAGAAGCGAAGAGCCUUGGUUGGACAGAGGCAGAAACAAAGGCAGAGGCCAGAAGGGAGCACGAGUGAUGAGAGUAAAUUACCUGAAAGUAAGGUACCUGAAGCUGUUGAAGAGGUGGACCUAAAGGAAGUUUAUUCCCCAGAGGCUGCUUCCACACUGGCAAGCUCUAAACUCAUUGGUAUCCUCAAGACCAAGAACAGAAGGAAAAAGGUCCCCAAUUCAAGCCUUCAGUUCCUUGGUAGCAAAAGACCAAGAGCCAGGCCUAAAACUCUAUCUAAGCAGGUAGAAAUUGAUCUCGCCCAGCAAAUUUUGGAGGAGCAGGAUAUACAAGACACUGUGGAUGAUGAACCACAGUCUGAUGCUUUUGACGACCAGCAUGGUAAAUCAAAAUACCUUAAAAACAUAAAGCACUUCAUCAUGCCUGUUGUCAGUGCCCGGUCCUCACGGGUGAUCAAGACUCCACAGAGGUUUAUGGAUGAUGCUGGCAUGUCCGUUUUGCCCCGUAGAAACUCCCCGAAGAAAGGCCAACUAUUUGGCUUACACCCACGCACUGGAAGGAAACGGGAAGAUGGCACAGGUAGAGAGCUUACUCCUGAUCUGCCUGUCGACGAGGAAGAAUUUCUGAAUGAGGCGCAGUUAGAUGUUGAUUUGUUCUCAACUCAGGAACUCGAAAAGGAAACCACUGACAUGAGUGACGGCUUAUCCUCCGGAAAGCAAUUUGGGAAGAGGAGGUCCCUUUUGAGGAACCCCAGUUUCAAGUGGCAUGUGCCAGGAGAAUCUGGUGAGGAGGUAUAUACGCUGGACAAAACUCUUCAGAGCGAGUAUGAGACUUUACUUUUAUCCAAAGAAAUCCAAAUAGCUUCUGACCCAUCAACUGAUCCCCAGGAGGUUCAGAAAAAGAAAAGGUGCUACAAGUUCAACAAGCAAACAUCUCACCUAAAUAUGUACAAGCGACUGAAGAAGCUGCAACCAGGACUUCCCAAAAGGAGAAGAAAAAACGUGAUGACAGAUGGUGUUUGCAAUACUCUUCAAUCUUCUGUUCAUAUGCUAGCGGAAGGUCUGGAUGAUGAAGUCAAGAGCAUCUGUCUAAAGAAACGUCCCACAAUCACAGCUCCAAGCAAACCCAAAUCAAAGCAAGGCAAAUCCAAGCUCAAGAUUGAGGACCUUGAUAGCCCUGGGGUUGUGCGAAAAGUCUCUGUGUGUGUUCGGACCAUGAACUCAAAGUUCUUAACAUUUCAAUAUGGAGAACAUGAGGAGUUGACAGAGGAAGACAAAACAAAUGCUGAGAAUGUUAUUGCAGAAGCAGGAAAGCUUGAGCCACAGGAACUACAUCUGGACAUGAUCGCUGAGCCUGACCGUGCUGCUGCUGAGGAGAAAGGAGCCACCCAAAGAGUUUGCCUCACAGGGGCCAAUAAGAGGAUGUUCAAUCUGCUCAAGAAAGCCAAGGUCCAGCUCAACAAGAUCGACCAGCAGAAACAACUCAAGACCUCAGGGCUUCUAUCAGGGCCUGCUGGCUCCAGAGAUGCAGCAGGGAAGAGACAAAGGAGGAAACCGAAAGAGCAGCUUGAGCAUGUUGCCUCAAACAUGACUGACCCUCCCCUGUCACAGGAGUUCCGCAGAGCGGGGGGUCCACGCAUCAAACACGUGUGCCGUGCAGCUGCUGUCGUGCUUGGCCAGCCUCGUGCACUGGUGCCCGAUGACAUGAUCCCCAGACUCAGUGCGCUGCCUCUACAUGAGAGAACUGGCAUAUCUCCCUCUGGCAAGAACCAAGGUGGUCGGUCUCCCUCUGGGCCAGACAGCCCUGGGCUGCCGGACCAGAAGGUUACCAAGGUCAGGAAGUCGGGAGCAGGUUUUGCUAAACAAAAGAGCCUUGGACCAUUCGGGCUCCGCUCUCGGAGGUGUGGGAUCUGCAAGGGCUGCAACCAUGAGGAGGACUGUGGCGAGUGCAUGAACUGCCUGGACAAACCCAAGUUUGGAGGGCCCAAUACGAAGCGACAGUGCUGCGUAUAUAAAAGAUGUGAUCAGAUUGAAGACCGAAAAGCACGUCGUCUGAGUGGCAAGUUUCCUAGAGGUCCUGGGAAGCGCAGGCGGCACUCCCUCAGCGUGGGUCAGUCUAGCAAUGAGGAAGUUGAUGGGAUGGAGGUGGGGGACAGCCAGAGCCCAUCUGUGAGGAAGCAGCCGCGGCGUUGUGUGAAGCCGCGCUCCUACUUUGACCUGCUGGACUAUGACUCCGACCUGGAGAUCACUGUGGGCUCCAACUCUGCCUCCCCCGGCCGGAGGAGAGGCCCCGGCCCACGCAGCCAAGACUUUGUCUCUCUGGAUGGAUUCCUGGGAGAUCUGUCGGACGACGGUGUGAGACAUCGCAGGCUGCACCACCGAGUUCCUCCGUGUCGCCGUAAAACUGACAAGAAUCCUCUGGAACAGACGCCACCCAGCGUCCUGGCCGCCCUGGCCAAUGGAUUCGACCAGAGGGAGAGGGAGCCCUCCGAGCCUACGCACAAGAUCGGCGUGGACUUCAAGGAGGACUGUGACCUCCAGAACGUGUGGAUGAUGGGAGGCCUGAGUAUCCUGACCUCUGUACCCAUCAUGCCCCCCUGUGUCUGCCUGCUGUGUGCCAGUAAAGGACAACAAGAGCAAAUGCUGUACUGCCAGGUGUGCUGUGAGCCAUUCCACCGGUUUUGCCUUGAGCCAAUGGAGCGGCCCUCCGAGGACAACAAGGAGAACUGGUGCUGUCGUCGCUGCAAGUGCUGCCAUAUAUGUGGUAGAAAAAACAAGCACUCCAAGCCUCUGCUGGAGUGUGACAGAUGUCAGAACUGUUAUCACCCUUCAUGCCUGGGGCCUAACUACCCCAAACCCAACAGGAGGAGGAAGGCCUGGGUGUGUAUGACGUGCAUCAGGUGUAAAAGCUGUGGGGUUACACCAGGGAAGAGUUGGGACACCGAGUGGAACCACGAUAAAGGACUCUGUCCAGACUGCACCAAGCUCCACGACCAAGGCAACUACUGUCCGAUCUGCUUCAAGUGCUAUGAGGACAGUGACUACGACAGUCAGAUGAUGCAGUGUGCCACCUGUAACCACUGGGUCCAUGCCAAGUGUGAGGACCUGACAGGUGACCUAUAUGAGAUUCUGUCCAGCCUGCCAGAGAGUGUGGCGUAUUCCUGCCGGCCCUGCAGCCAGUCCCAGCCCAGCGCCUGGAGAGAGCUGCUCCACAUGGAGCUGAGGGCCGGGAUAGAGAAGGUGCUGGCCUGCCUGCUCACCUCCACUCUCACCCAGCACCUCAUUGCUUGCUCACAGUGUGUGACCCAGGUUGUCCCUGACAGUGGAGCGGAGGGCCUGCCAGCCUGUGACCUCCGUGCUGUGGGCAAGAAGUUUGACAAAGGCCUCUACACCACCCUGAAAUCAUUCCAUGAAGAUGUGGUGCAAGUGGUGCGGAGGCGUCUGGACCAGGAGGAGUCUCUACCGGAAGAUGAAAGGCCCACAGCCGUGGCCCGCUCCUACUACUUGAAGCUUCUGGAGGAGGUCUUCAACUGGUUCAACAGUCAGGACCCCAAAGUGUGGGACCCCCGGUCCAAAGACCUGCCUAUUGGGAUGCUGUCCCAUGCGGUUCAGCCCCCCACCACUGAGCAUGUGUACGCUCAGUGGCGUGAGAGGGAGGAGCUAAGGUCCAGGACCCCUCUGGGGACCCUGCAGACAGAGAACGUAAUACGCCUGGAGGUGAAACAAGAAGAGGUGCCUCACCCCACCACCCCACUGACCACAGAGCCAACCAGGGGCCUCCACUUCAGGAAAAACAGGGCUUUCAGGCUUAAUAAACUUAAAGGGAAAAGGGGAAGAGCCGGACGGCAAUCCAUGUCUGAGGGAUGGCCAUCCAAGUCUGAGGGACGGCUGUCCAAGGCUGACCUAGACACAGGGUGGUCCAAGGACGACGGGAGGCAAUGCUCACUGUGCCAAAAGUAUGGAGAUGCCAAGUCCAAUGAGGCAGGCAGGCUGCUGUACCUGGGCCAGAACGAAUGGGCUCACAUCAACUGCUCCAUGUGGUCCGCCGAGGUGUUCGAGGAGGACAAUGGUUCUCUGAUGCACGUGCACAGUGCCGUUGCUAGGGGGCGCUUCAUGCGCUGUGAGCGCUGUAACCAUACAGGUGCCACAGUGGGCUGCUGUCUGACCUCCUGCCAGAGCAACUACCACUUCAUGUGUGCCCGCUCCCGCAACUGUGUAUUCCAGGACGACAAGAAGGUGUACUGCUACAAACACAGAGACCUCAUCAGUGGCAAGAUCAUCACCGGCCAAGGGUUUGAGGUAAAUCGGAGGAUGUACGUGGACUUUGAUGGGGUCAGUCUUCGCAGGAAGUUCUUGACCGGACUGGAGCCAGAAAACAUCAAUUUGAUGAUUGGCUCUUUGCAGAUUGAAAAGCUAGGUAUGCUGACUGAGCUGUCUGCAAAGCAAGGAAAACUUUUCCCAGUGGGUUACCGGUGUACUCGCUGGUACUGGAGCACGGUGAACCCACUGCGGCGAUGCAAAUACACGUGUACAAUCCGUGAGGUCCGCCCUCCGGUCCCUGAGAAACCUGCUGAAGAGAUGCCUGACAAAGGAGAGAAUAGCACUAUAGCACACAGCCCCUGCGCCCAGUCAGAAUCUGAUGCCCAAGAGGUUGACGUGGCACAUUCCCGACCCACUACUCCCAGCUUCUCAGCUCCACUCCCUAAACCUGAUCAAGGGGCAAGGCCCAAAAUCAGGAGACCAGCUGGAGGACUGUUCCGGCCUCUGCCCUCCCCAGGAGCUACCAAGUCCAAACCCCACCACAUCCUGACCAUCAGUGACCUGGAGGAGACACGCAGGCCCCGUCGCCACAGCCCCCACUCCCAAACCCGCAGGGACAUGUCCUCCCCACCCCUAGGCUCUCCAACUGGUUCUGGAAUAAUCACUCUACGCACUGGGGGCUCCAUGCAUCCCAAGGCCUCCGUGCCCACCUCUCCGCUGUUUCCCCUAGGGGCUACUGAUAUCCUGCUGACCUCUCCCUCUACCCGCCCUGUCGGAGUUCGAAGUGCUUCCUCUGCCCGAUGCCCCGGGAACAUGACUCACUCUACCUCAGGACUCUUUCCCCAGCCACCAUGGGAAGACAGUGUGGGGAGCUUCCCUUCCCCUGGCUUGUCCCUCUCCCCCACCAUCCAGCACUCUCCUAGACCCAGGCUGUCUUUCGACCUGAACCAGUCAGACUCAGUGGAGGUACCACACAACUUCCUGGCCUCCCCAGAACCAGAGGAUAACCCUGCACCUAACAGCACCUCACCACUUAGGGGAUCUUUCACACAAUUCCGCGAGGACUCUGACGUGGCCAUGGGCUCCGAGUUGAAGACUGAGCUUGAGAUUGAGGAGAUGCUAGUGAAUGAGGGAGUGGCCAUGAACUGUGGUGCCCAGAUAGACGUGGAGGGCGACGACAACCAAGAGGAGUUCUGGGAGCCAGAGGUUCGCAAGAGGAAGACACGUACAGCCCUAACCCGCUCAGCUGCGUCUGCCAGGCAAGACUGGGGGAACACUUCCUCCGAUGAGGACAUGGAGCACUAUUUUGACUUCUCGCGGACUGUGGUCAGUCGCACAGGCUCCAGAGACCCAACCCAGGCUCCUGCCUCUCCCUCUUCAAGAUCUAUCCCUCAACUGGAUGGCGUGAACGAUGGGACGGAGAGUGAUGCCAGCGUGACAACCACGGACGGGGCUCAGAAACUGAAGAGCGCCAGUCAAGUUCAGAACCCAGCUCAAAUGCAUGUUCCGCCUGAAGUAGAAAUGACGACAAAUGGUCUAAGUGCAGACUCUGGAAGCCCUGUUUCAGAUCAGUCGCCCCUUAGCAACCCUCUCAAAUCUUCAACCAGAGUUGUCCUCCCCUCUACAAAACCUCCCCCAGCAUAUAUACCCCAGGAUCCAUCCAAAUCCUUUAAUGCCGCACAACUGGCUGGGACUGACUUGGACAGUGUGACCUUUGCGCCAAUUGAGAUCUCACCAGAAGCUCCAAGACCAGCUGCAGUGGACCCAUCCACAACAAACAGCCCUGCUGAUGUGAAUACUACUCCCCUGCAGUUAUACACCUUCCCAACUCCUCUUGAACAACAAAACUCAAUCCCCACCUUAGAAGCCCAGGAACCAGUGCCGCUUGCACCCCUUCUAGGAACUCUGCCGGACUUUGUCCAUACUAAGGUGCCUGAUACGGUCUACCCGGAGGAUUUAUUCCAAGGUUCCGGUCUAGACUUUGCCCCUGAGGCUCCACUUGUUCUUGAAAGGUGUGAUCCUCCCUCCCCUAGCACCUGUUUCACUGAACUGGUCCCUGUCCAGGUUGAUGCUCCCAUGGAAACCCAUCAGCCUCAAGCUCCAAAAGACCUCUUCUUGGAUUCUAACAGCGGCCACUUUGUGUUGCCCACAGAUGGAUCUGCCAUUUACAUGAACCACUUGACCGAGAGUUCCGGAGAUCUCUCGUUGAGCAGUAGUCAGGGCACCCUGUUGGAGCUUCUUCAACCCUCUUCUCUUAUCUCCUCGGACUUCCCUAACCCCAGCGUAGCACAGAUGAACCCUUUACAAAUGAGUCCCUCUGUGCAGUCCUCUUUGCCUGGCUUUAACCCUUCAAGGCCACCUCUCACUAGCAUCUCACUACAACCCCUGACAUCCUCCCAAGGGUCAACAGUCUUGCCACCCAUGGAGACCUUUUGUACCAAAUUAUCAGCACCUAUUCCAGGCAGUGCCCUUCCACAUUUGUCCUCUCAAAUUGAUCCCAUUUUGUCUGCAACAUCAAGCGUCAGUCUCCCAACUUAUGGAUCAGUCUCUCUGCCUAUAUUCUCCACACAAUCCCAGGCCAUGGUCUCCACAGCAAUUACCAUUGUAUCCUCCUCUCCCUCUGUAUGCUCUCUCUCCAAUGCUCUAUCCACCCAGUGUCACCCCAUGCUCUCUUCACUUCAGCCCUCCUCUGCCCCUGUGAUGAUUAACGGAUACAGCUCCACGUCUCUGCAGAAGGAAGCUGCCAUGGGACACACCAUCUCUAUCAACUUCUCCACCCCCAGGCCGCCACUGGAGCCCCAACAGCCGCUGUUACCUCAGGGACUACCUGGCCACGCUAUCCUUACUGUGAAGGAAGUGGGUGGUCCCAACGUGGACCCUACACCUCACGUUCUGCUGGUCAACCGCCUGGGCCAGAUCUUUGUGAAGAACCCAGAGAGCAACACCUUCCAGCUGCCCAGUCAGAGUUCUCCCUCCUAUAAUUGUGUCACUCAGAUAGCCAGCCUCCUUCAGAGCAAUGCGCUGUCUGCCACCUUGGCAGCAGCUGGUACAAUGUCCACCCCAGCUCCAGCUGGUACAAUGUCCACCCCGGCUCCAGGGACAGCCAUGCCAACCCAUGUCCCUAGGAUGGCUACGCCUGUGGUUCAGAACCCAGGUACCAUCACUCAACUGCUCACUCACAACAGCAAUGGGACAGUGGCAGCAGUCAAGAAACCCAGGAAGAACACAAGCGUAUCUGCAGAUGGAGCCAUACCAGGGAUGAAGAAACCCAGAAAGAAGAAAGAACCUUCCACAACUUCUGGGAGAAAAAAGUCUGACAAAGCUGCAGACCUGUUUGAGUUUGCUGGUCAGGACGGGAGUUCCUUCAUGACCAAGACUGAGAGCGCCCAAGCCAUCAUCAACCAAGCCAUGGCCAGUAACUACACCCCCAACCGGACCGGUCCGCGCAUACUGAGUCCCUCCACAUUCCGUAACAACCCUUCCCUGAAAUCUGUGGUCCUGCCCCCAGGACUACUCAUUGAACCCGAGCCCGCAGCCACCACACUGUCUGUUUCAACGCCCCGCCCUCCUCGCGCCCAUGUCCGUAUGAAGAGGGUGUCCUCCCUUUCUGAUCGCAUUGGUGCCACAAAGAAGUCCAAGACAGACUUCCUAGAGCCAGAGCCCCCUAGUGCUAAGGAGGACCUGCCGACCCCCCAAGACAGCUUUGCUGCUGUCUCCAGCAGGGCUGGGGGUGUUCGCAUUAAAACCCCAACGGUGAAAGGUGUGUUGGACCUGGACAAGCUAAAGGAGGAGCACUUGAGUGACUCUGAAUGCACAAGGCCAGGGCUUUGGGACCGCCUGUUGAUACCUCGAUUAGGGAUGGACACAGGUAAACAACAGAACUGGGAUGCAGUGGGCCGCAGUGCCCUGACUGACUGGAACAAAUACUCCGGUGCUGUAUCGUGCUCAGAUGAUGAGCUGCUGCCCUCAGACGAUGAGUGUCACCCCAGCCGAGAUCAGCCCCACCUCCGUUUUGAGAUCAAAAGCGAUGACGGCUUCAGUGUGGAGGCAGACAGCGUAGAGGAGGCCUGGAGGGCAGUGAUAGACUGUGUCCAGGAGGCGCGGGCAGGGGCCAGGCUUCGGCAGCUGUCCUUCUCUGGGAUGACAGGUGCCCGUAUGCUGGGCCUGCUCCACGACACAGUGGUCUUCCUGGUGGAGCAGCUCCAGGGGGCCCGCCGCUGCCAUAGCCACGCCUUCCGCUUCUUUAAACAGAUCAGCCAAGAGGAGGACCUGCCUGUCAACCCCUCUGGAUGCGCCCGCUCUGAGGUCUACCUCAGGAAGACCACCUUCGACAUGUUCAACUUCCUGGCUUCCCAGCACCGCCAGCUGCCUGACAUCAACCCCUACGAUGAGGAAGAGGAUGAAGUCCCACUCAAAUCCACAAGACGUGCCACUAGCUUGGAGCUCCCCAUGGCCAUGCGCUUCAGACAUCUGGAGAGGACAUCUAAGGAGGCUGUAGGCGUGUACAGGUCUGCUAUCCACGGCCGAGGUCUGUUCUGCAAGAGGAACAUCGAUGCUCAGGAGAUGGUCAUCGAGUAUGCCGGCAUCGUCAUUCGCUCAGUGCUCACAGACAAGCGGGAGAAGUACUACGAUGGCAAGGGUAUCGGCUGCUACAUGUUCCGUAUCGAUGACUUUGACGUGGUGGACGCCACCAUGCACGGCAAUGCGGCGCGCUUCAUCAACCACUCGUGCGAGCCCAACUGCUACUCGCGCGUCAUCAACGUGGAGGGCCAGAAGCACAUCGUCAUCUUCGCCCUGCGCAAGAUCUACCGGGGCGAGGAGCUCACCUACGACUACAAGUUCCCCAUCGAAGACCCAGCAAGCAAGCUCAACUGCAACUGCGGGGCCCGGAAAUGCAGACGCUUCCUCAACUAGGGGCAGGAGGAGGACGUGGUACUGCCACAUAUUCUGCAGGGGGAAUAAGGCACAAGGGAAGGGGGUGAGAGCAGAGGCAACAGGGGAAGACAGAGGUUAAAAUCUUUAAAUUAAGGUUUUACUGGGUUGGGAGGUGGGGGAGGAGAAAAUACAGGAAAGGAUGAGCCACUACGAAGAGACUGGGAGAGGAACCAGGGCCAGGAGAUGGGGAGCAAGAGGGAAGAGGAGCGCCACACAGAGACAUGCAUCCAUAAGCUCACAUUGACUUCUAACCAAUAUGCACUUGCCAAGUUUUGGACAAGUUCACCACAGGAAAGGGUGGAAGUAGCUACCGUUAUAGUGUGGGUUUUUUCUUGAGAACAGAAACCCUGCAGACAUCUGUUGUGGUUAUGCUGGUUCUAUGUUGCAUGAAGGUAUUUUCCUUGACGCCAUAACGUCAAGUCCUUUCUGUUGAAAUAAGGGUGGACCAGAAAAGCUAGACUUGGAGAUAUUCUUUCUUUUGUUGUCGGGUGGCGGGGGUAGAUUUUUAAUUUUGACACCCAUAAUCAUGUUGGCUCCAUGCUAUCUAGUUGAUCCCUUAGCCAUAUCUCCAUCUUUACUUGAUCCUGUAAUCAUAGUUUUAUUUAUUUGAAAUCAUAUUUCACAGUGCUCAUCAUGCGUCAGGUUGUACAUAUUUGCUUUCCGUUGACUGUUCAGAGAACCAUGGUGCUAGAUAUGAUGGGCAAUAGGCUUGGAGGCUCCUAGGUCAGAGACCCUGCAAAUAAUACCUAUUUUUCUAUCCAUUCUCCACUCCCCUGUCACACAGACCGGGGAAGGGACCUCCAUUAUGUUCAGUUAAACGGUUAGAUAACAGUGUCACCCUUAAAGAGUUUGCUGCAGCUAAAUCAUAUCUUUAAGAACUUUCCAUUCGCCAUUUUUGUAUGUUGCAAACACUACCCAAUCCAAGAGUGAAGGGUUUAGCUGGAAACCUCAGUGCAUCUUUUUUUAUUUUAAAAUAUAUUUUAUUACUAUCAUGGCAAAUGCUGAUUACCUUUUGCAAUAAUAUUUGGCCUACGACUUUGCUGCGUUACAGUUGCGCGUCUUUAGUGAACUAACAAAAUCCAGACUCCAUAUUUCUCAACAUUCAGUGGAGUUAACAAGGAACUGACUUCUCUCUUACAUUCUCCGCAAUCCACAAAGGGUGGAACACUGUCCAUGUUACACCACUAAGAGAUGUGUUAUAAACUCUAUAUAUUCCCGACUGUGGACUGACAGCACCCCUGUGCACUGGAGAUCUCAAGCAUAGCAUUAGGCCAGUACUGUACUGUAUGUUGCUCCGUAGGAUGGCUUUAAGAGAGAAUCAUGUCUUGGUGUAAAACCAAGAUAGGGAGAGAAUGCACUCAGCACCUUAACGUUUGCUGUCGUACAACUUUAGACAACGCUGUCAGUUCAGUCAGACAUAUUAGGAAAUCAAAUGUACACACUGUUGUUCACAUCUUUACAGUGGGAGAAUGCUUGAGCUCUAGAAUAGUUGUAUUUAUUCAUGUUUCUGUUCAGAUUUUGGACUGGUGAAACUAGCUUUGCUUAGUGUAAAUGGUGGUGGUCUUGUGGGAAAUCUUCCUCCCCUCGUUUCCUCUUUUUGUUUACUUUGUUUCCUCUUUCUUUUAUUUGAACCUUGAUGUUUGAGGAAAGUUGUGUAUAACAUUUCAGUCUUUACACAAGACGUUGUUCUAAAGCAGGUCUUUUUUAAUUGUUUUUGAUUUUAUUUCUUUGUUCUGGUAUUAUUUUCAUGGAGAAAGUACAGCAGGCCUUAUUAUCGGCAGGCCUUAUAACAGAAGAAUAGCAAGCAUUCGAGUCCAUGCUAUUCUUCCCAUCUGCGUGCCACAGAGAACCUUUCAAGCUAGAGAUAAUAAUCUAAAGGAAAUGAGCACUGUCCUUUUGGAAUGUAAUACACAGUAAGGAAGAGCUUAAGCCCGCCUGCAUGCGCGACCAAUCAGUGAGAUGGAGCCUGUAUUCCCAUGUGUCAAUCAUCUAACACCCUUAGCAGAGUUUGCCAUUAACAGGAUGCAUCUGGUUUUCAGGGAUACGGCUAUCCUUUACCUAGCUUCCUUUUCUGCUUAAAACCUGAUGUGGGAACACUUCUCAGAGGAGAAGGUUUCUCUAUGCCCACUCCACUCCCCAACCUUUUGCCAGGAUUCUACCUCAGUAGUUCUGACAGAUGUUAAAGAAUACUAAUGCAAAAAAGAGGAUGAUGAUGAUGAUAAUAAGAGUAACUUGGUUUUAAUGUCCUGCAGAGCUGGCCUGUGUGUUCGAUGAAGCAUACAAAGCACUAGUUGGAAACCUGAAGUUACCAUGACGAUCUCUCCCAGAACUGGUUCAGAAAGCUGUAUGUUCUAUAUGGUAGGGUUAUUUUAAAGUAUAACAAAGUGUAAAAGACAUAAGAAAAUGUGUGAACUUGUCUUUGUUACCUUGUACAAAUAAACCCUGAGUUUGUAAAUAAUUGUAUACAUAUUUCUAAACCCGUUUAAUUUUUCUAUGCACUUUUUUUAUUUAUAAUGUUAUUUGCUUAAUAAAGAUGUUAAGAUGUUUGAACAAA
This is a messenger RNA of Oncorhynchus keta (chum salmon), 15393 nucleotides long. Its product is annotated as histone-lysine N-methyltransferase 2A-like. Gene Ontology annotation, cellular component: histone methyltransferase complex; nucleus. Gene Ontology annotation, molecular function: protein binding; DNA binding; zinc ion binding. Gene Ontology annotation, biological process: positive regulation of DNA-templated transcription. NCBI's taxonomy places the organism in Eukaryota, Metazoa, Chordata, Actinopteri, Salmoniformes, Salmonidae. The record is from RefSeq and is a predicted model, not a curated record. Bases 90 to 12818 code for a protein of 4242 amino acids. The transcript is spliced from 34 exons.